AUGCCGCCGAAGGUUCCGGUGCCCAACAAGAAUACCGUGCCACCUGCCAGGCCUCAGACCCCUUCGACCCCGCAAGGGAAGAAUGCCAAGGGCAAGGCGAAUGCGGAGAAAUCUGAGGCCAAGUCCAAGGCCGCACCAAAAAGAAAGACGAGUACCGCUGGCAAAGGACGAGGCAACAGCAAGAACCCCAAGGGGAAGGUUGCAGUUGUCGAAGCUGUGGAAGUGGAUACCAUCGAGGUGGAGCCAAAGAACGUAGCGAAGUCAGUGCAAGUUCGAGGGAUCGAGGUCACGUCCGGGCAGAACCUUCCUCGCAAGCUGCUUGAGAAGUUAGUGGACCUGCCCUUCGUCGCUGGAUACUCGAAACUCAGCCUUCAGCGAGUUUCCUACAGCACAAAGGCGCCUGAGAAAUUGCAGCCUUCGCCAUCGGUCCGUUCCUCGCCGUCCAUGAGCCCAGGUCGAUCCAUGACAGGAAAGGGCUCCGAGCGUGGCCAGAAGUCCGAGCCUGCAUCCCCGACGCUGGCACAGUUCUUGCAGGGUCAGGGCCCUGGGGGCCCCCAGGGCCCUGAAAGAGAUGAGCAGGAGGACACUGAUGUCAUGCUGCUCAUCGCCGUCGCUUGCGGUGCAGAGCCUUCGAAGCCUUGCCUCCUACGCGUUGGGCCCACGGAGCUUCUGCAGGAGGAGGCGGAGUGGGUCCCAUACUUCCGCGAAGCCUACGGCCCAUGGUGCCCCGGAGAAGCCCAAAUGUCAGAAACCAAUUGGCUGCACGACAUCAUGCAUUUACCACUUGCAGGUGGUUGCUGCUUGCUGCCGGCCAUUGCAAACCUUGGGGCUCCCACAGAUGUGCGGAGCUUUUCAAGGCAGUUCGGCGAAGCUCUGUCAGACAUGGAGGGGACUGUGGCCAACUCGGCCCUGGCUGCCAGCGAGCUUGUCUGCAGCUGGAUCCUAGCUCAACCCUUCGAUGUCUGCGAGGAACACACUCUGAACUUGGCACAAGUCUUCAACAAUGUCGACAACAUGAUCAUGGGCCACACGCACCCCCAUCUUGGUGUGGAGUACUACGAUGGUAUGGGCUCUGAUCUUGUGGAGAGCCAGCUUGGCGGACCGACAACCGACGGUGUCGCGAUGGCGGAGCUGACCAAGAUUGUUUCGGAUCUCAUUCCCGGCAUGAAGCAAACACGGCCCUCACAGUUUCUGACGUGGUUCCAUGGCCAAAUGGCGAGCACGGGGUCCAAAUGGAAUCUAGCUGCGUGGUACUCCAAGAGCACGGCACCUAUCGACUUCGACUGCAUCCUGCAGGACGCGAAUGGACAAGCAUGGCUGUCCGUAUGCAGUGCGAACUCGUCGAUGCCGCGGUUUGUCGCCAUGCCGCCUGCUGAGAACGAUGCUCGAUGCCGUCACGUUUUUGCGCGUCUGGCGCAUUGGCUGCUGUCAGGAGUAUUGCUGUUCGCGCCUUUGGAGAGCCCAGCGGACCAGAAGCAUCUUCGUGAGUUGUGUAUGGUUUUGGCAAGCAUUCCCGAAGACAACAUCGACCACUUGGCGCCCCCCGCGCCACCUGCGGAGGCGAGCUUGCAUGUUCGUUUUGUGUGGUCCUUCGUUCGGCGGGUCUGCCGAUGUGUGCGCUGGCACACUAGACUCACGAAACCUACUUCUUCGGGAAAGCCACGCGUUGUUUUGGGGAAGCCCGGUCUUCAGAUGCUUUGGGCUUUGCUCGACACUGCCAUUGAGAUGGUACCAUCGGCUCGCACCCGGCACUUUCCUGAGCGCAAGCGGCUGGCUUUGUGGGCCAGCGUAUGCUUGGCAGCGAGGUUGGGCGUGGUGUCUGGCAAGAUCGAGGAGCCGAGCUGGCUUUCAGACAGGUACAAGCUCUGGCGUGCGCCCGAGGACGGGGGGCUGGACAGCGAAGGAGCAGCGGCACAAGUGCAGAUGAUCCGCUUUGGACUGGAUGAAUGCUGGUCAACAGAUCCUGUCACGAAGCAGCUCAGAUCCAUCCAUGCAGACGACUUGCCCUGGGAAAUCUUGGGGGAAAAGGCUCCAAGCACAGAAAACGGCGUUCUUGAAGAAGGCACCGAAAGUGCAGGGCCCACGACGGCGCCCACGGGAGAGCACCUGCCAGAGGAGGCUGCCAAGCCCGAGGAAGCCGCAGCUUCGGAUGUUCUAGAUGCUGAGCAGCCCGGGGCCCCGAAGAAGGAAGCACCCAAAACAAUGCAGGCUCUAGAAAGCACGAUGGGAUACUUGGUGCGGAAGGAGUUGGAGCAAAAGAGAAGGCUGGUCAUCACAGGUGGCCUAGGUGCUGGAAAGAGGUCGAUCUCCGCGGGCAUCAUGGCAGAGCUGGUGACUUCACAGGUGUGGCACCAGGCUAUCUUCCGCUUUCCUGUGCGCAUGUCCAUGGCGCAACUCUCGCAGCACGUGAAUUCCAAAGCCGCGGAUGCGCUGCAGCAGCACUUCGCCUCCUGCCGGCACCUGGCACCGGCCAGUGCAUGGGAGCGGGCCAAAGCACCUCCCUGGCCUGCCCGCUCAGGCCACCAGGUCGUGCGUGAGAAUGACCGCAUCUUCGUCAUUGGCGGGUUCAGCACAGAGAAGCUGAAGCCGUUGCAGGACGCCUGGGUGUCGCAGGAUCAUGGCCAGACGUGGGAAGAGCUGCCCACGCCCGCAUGGCCAGCACGAAGUGGGCACCAGGUCGUUUGCUGGGAGGACAAGCUGAUUCUGCUGGGAGGUGUUGGCGAUGAGGAUCGGCGUCUGCGGGAUGGCUGGCAGUCUUCAGAUCAAGGUGAGACCUGGCAGGAGCUUCCCUGUCCAAGGUGGUCUGCCCGAUACGGCCACCGGGCAGUGGUGGUAUCUCUGCAGGUGAAGGAGGUGCCCACGCCUCACCUACUGCUGAUGGGUGGCAACGGUGCCGGCAACAAGGCCUUCAAGGAUGUUUGGGCCUCGGAUUCGGGUGGCUUCUCCUGGUUUGAGCUGGACCCGCUUCCAUGCAGCCCUCGCUGGAAUUUCGCUUUGACCCAGUUCCGCAACGAGAUCUGGAUAACUGGCGGUGCCGAUGAGCAGCACUCCUUCAACGAUUGCUGGAUCAUGACCCACGAAGUCUGGCCAAGCAAAUCUGCUGGGGGCGGCAGCGGCAGCGGCGGCGGCAGAAGGAAGUCAAACAUGACAAUGACUGCAGUAGCGGAGCCACAGGAGUCUCCCUGGAAGCACUUCCAGGGCGCCCCUUGGUCUGAGCGAUCACUUCAUCAGGUGAUGCCCUUUAGGGGGCAGCUGGCCAUCUUUGGCGGCGUGACCAGCAGCGGCCAAGUCCUGUCGGAUGCGUGGCUCUCCGAGGACGGUCAAACCUGGGGACAGCUUCCGGAGCAUGCCUGGGCGUUCGUCGCCGAUCGCUUCGGCCAACAGGCCGUCCAGCUGGAGGACAGCCGUGUGCUGGUAACUGGUGGCACCGGUGGCGGCCGAGACGUCUUCAGAUCCAGGUUGUUUGCUCUGGCGCUUGAGGGCAUCGAUGAGGGCCUCAAAGACACGGAGGCGGUGGCGUACUUAGAUAGGCUUAUUGUGCACGAACCUGGGCACUUGAUCCUGGGAGUGAGCUCCCUGCUGGAGCUGGGCGAUGCACCCCUUGAGGCACCAGGCGCCGAUGAUGGAGCUGAAGAUGAGCCACCGGCGGAGGAUUCCGUCAACUCCUGUUUCAGGAGGUGGGGAUUUGCAGAGCUGCGCGUGAAGCCCCUGGAGAUCAGCCACCUUCAGACCUUGUGCCGCCAGUGGACGCGGAACAUGCCAGAGCUCCGUGAGCAGGUGGAGGCCGAGAUGAUCCAGCCGGACAAUUUCGACCUCGUGAACAGCCCGCUCACGGCCAUCACCGUGCUGAGGGACCUGGUCCCGAGAUCUCCGUCCGACAGGAAGCAGAGGUUGACACGCUGCCAGCUCUAUGAGCAGAUGUUUAAGCGCGUCUUCCAGAGCUACCAAGCUCUGAAAUCCCACGACAGCAAAGCUUUCGCCGAGCUGCACAAGCAGGGCGUGACGGUUGCAGUGGCCGAGCUCGCCUAUGAAGCCCUAGGCCGAAACAGCCGGACGAUCAAGGCGCACGAGCUGGCCUCCUUCGUUGCCUCACUGAACGUCAAGGAGAUGGUGGAGCCCAUGGAGAAGCUAAUGAAGCUCGCGCAAUCUGGACAAUUGCUUCUUCUGGAGGAGAAGGACGGUGGCCUUCGAUUCCGCUACCCCUCCAUGCAGGAUUUUCUGGCGGCGCAGUGUGCCUGGCAGCGCCUUUUGGAGGGCAAGGGCUUGCCUACAUGGCUGGUGCAGGAGAACGCUGCUGGGAACGUUUCCGAAGCUGUGACGAGCUGCGCCAAGUUUUUCUGCCUCCAGGCAGAGGGCAAAGAGCCGUUGAAGAAAGAGCUUCUGCUCGAGCUCCGGGAAGGGCUGACUUUCCUCCUGCAGACCAUGUGCAAGGCUGGAAAUGCCCUUGCGAUCCGUUGCCUGCUCGGAGUGGCUGCUGCAGGGGCCCGGCAACAGCUGAUGGCGAUGCACUCGCCCUCCGGUGUGAACCAAACCGGCCUCCACUUUGCAGCUGUGCAUGGGCACAAGGAAGUGAUUGACAUGCUGCUGGAACUUGCACCAGAGCCAAUGCAGCUGUGCCAGGCAGUCAACGCCGAUGGUAUGGCACCCCUGCAUUGUGCGGCCAGGGAUGGCCACGAGACCACGGCACGAGCUCUUUUGAAGCGAUCUUCGAACGGCUUGGCCUUGCUGCAGAUGCCCCAGAAAAACAGCUCGACACUCCGGCCUCUGCACCUCGCCGCAAAACACGGGCACGUGGCUGUCGUGAAGUGCUUCCUCGAUUAUGCACCAAAUCCCACAGCUCUCUGUGCUGAGUCCAACAGUGCGGGCAACACGGCGUUGCAUUUCGCAGCAGCAGGAGGACACACGGUGUGCGCGCAAGCCAUCCUGACUCAUGCCGGGCCCCCGAUUGCGCUGCCAGAUCGUGCCCUCCUGCUGCUGACCGCUGUAAAUAGAUUUGACCGGCAGACCGCGCUUCAUGUGGCGGCUGAUAAAGGGGAGAAUGCAGUCGUCGAGCUGCUCUUGCAGCUGGCGCCGGACAAGGGCGCACUGCUGGCCAUGUCUGAUAAGCUGGGUCAAACCGCGUUGCACUUGGCCUCGGAGAAAGGACAUGCCACCGUGGUGCAACGGCUUCUGAGUCUUGUGGGCGACACAAGCGGCCUGCUGGCCACCAGGGAGCGCAUCACAGGGCAAACGGCGUUGCACAUGGCCGCGGAGUGUGGCCACAGUCAAGCCGUUCACGCGCUGCUGAAAGCCUGCCCAUAUGCAGAGACUUCCUUAGCCACGGAUCGCUGCGGUCGCUAUACAGCUUUGCAUCUUGCAGCAGAGCGAGGUCACCUGGAAACCGUGCGGGCCCUGCUCCAGCACGCUCCAGAGCUGGAGCGUCUCCUGAUGGCACAAGAGCGCUUCGCAGGACAGACUGCUUUGCACCUGGCAGCUGCAGCGGGUCACGCUGCGCUCUGCAAAGUUCUUCUCGAGAUGGCUCCCAGCCCUGCGAUGCUGCUUGCAGCCAAGGACAAGUCUGGCGGAUUUACACCGCUGCAGCUUGCCUGCGAGAAGGGGCAAGCCGAGGUGGUGGAAGCUCUGUUGGAAGCCGACCCGGACCGGGCCAUGCGCUUGAAGGAUUGCCUGGAGAAGUGGAGCGGCUUCUCGGCCCUGCACCUCAUCGCCUACCGUGGCCACGAAGAGGCCGCCAAGGCCCUCCUGCGGGGGGCGCCGGACAAGCGAGCGAUCUUGGCCUUGAAGGACCAGCGUGGCAGAACUGCAGCCGACUUGGCUGCUGACAGAGGCAGACGGCCGGUUGCUUCUCUCCUGGCAGAUGCAUACGGAGCUGUCACGGAGCUGUCGCGCCGGCCUGGCAACUCAGGCUCGACGCCGGAAUCCCAGCCGGCUUCCAUGAGCCAGUUCAUGGAGUUGAACGUGCUGGAGGCACUUGGGCGGUUGGCGGAAGGCAUCUACCGCCUACGUGGAUACGCCGAACUCAACCACGCGGCAGUGUUCAAAAUACUGCGCAAGCACGACAAGAUCCUGAAGCGUGAAGAUGGCAUUGCCUUGAAGUAUCCGUUCAACAUCGAGAACACAAUUUUCGCGGACAUGGGCGCGUUUGAAGCCCUGGACGCCAGCGUUCGACAGGCCUUCCAAAAUCGAUCUGCAUCUGCAGAGCCCGGGAUUUCUCCCGAGGAGCUGUCGAAGUGCGACGCCCAAUGGAUCGAGCAGCUGCUCGAGGACCGUGCGGCUGAGAUCCUCUUCAACGGCGUGGAGAGGACGGAGCCGGCCUCCGAAGAUGGUUUGAUCUACCUAUACUUUCCGGCUCUGGAGAUCGGCCCCUACAGCACCCAGGUGCGGAUGACAGUCCGGAUCAGCCUCCAGCCGCAAAGGGCCGAGGUGCAGGUCUUGGAGAUCAACCCGGGUCUGCGGGACAAGAGAACUGGCAACGUCGAGUACCAAAAGGACUUGGAUAAGCUGCUCGAGGCCAACGCGGAGAUCGUGCUUCGUUGGCAAGAUGAUCCGCGUUCGGACGACCUGCGCAUAGUGCAGCAGGCUCUCCAGCGGUUCAAGUACUAUUUGCCUGGAUGGUUUCCGGUGCCAGAUUCGGUCACAGAAGCCGUUCUCAGGACCUUCAUCACCAGUGCGAUCAAAGCCGGCCAGGAUGAGGUCUUCAGGGCACUUCAGAAAGAAGCAGCUGUCGCGCUUUUGGCCGCAGGCCUUGGGAAGCGUUCUGCGACUACGGCCGGGCUCCAGGGCCCCGCCUUGCGAGCUGAACGGCUCCUCUUUUUCUUCAUUGGGUUGUCCUUGGCGCUAGUGCUGGCGAUAAUCGUGCUGAUGGCGCUGCCCGCCAAAGACCCCGCCACGUUCUCGCGGGACUAUUUCCUUUGUAGCUUUCCAGUGUUCCGAGUUUGCCUUAGUCUCGUCUUGGUUAUAAUUGGAAUGGCCACCGUGACCCGUGUUUGUGAGGACAACUUCGUAAAUCAUUUUUUCAUCUUGACCAUCGACCCCAGAUGUCGAAUUAGUCCCAACUUCUUGUUCAGCUGGGCCAUGUUGCUGAGCUCGGCCUGGAUCCUCAUCUUCGGCAUGUAUGUCGUUGAUUACAAGUGGAUGGUCCUUCCUUUGGUUUGGUCGUCAUCGACCAGGCUGGAGCGUGCCUCGUGGCACUACGUCCUCUAUCCCGUCGUUCUUGCAGGCAUUUCUUUCAUCCUCUUGGUGCAGCCCUCGUCCAUAUGCCGGUUUCGAUACAAGGCACAGCUCAUACGUGGGGUUGGCAGAACAUGCUUGGCUCCACUCUAUGCUGUCAGCUUUUGUGACAACAUGAUUGGUGAUGUGCUCACAAGUCUAGCGCGGCCUCUGCGGGACGUGCCAGCUGCAAUCUGUUACCUGAGCUCCCAUCAUCCGCAGCUGCAGUCCUCGAUGGAGCGCUUCAUCCGGAACGGCAGCACCUGUCCAUCUUGGGAGGCAACCUACGUGCAGCCACUCAUUGGAGGGGCUCCUUUCUGGUUCAGGCUGCUGCAGUGUGCCCGCCGAUAUUACGACACCGGCCAGCGUCGCCACCUCUUGAAUAUGGGCAAGUAUGCUGCAAGCCUGCUUGUGGUAGUUCUCAGCAGGCCAGGAUUCCCGAAAUGGAUCGUCAUUCUUGCCUCGGCUGUCGCAACUUGUUAUGCUGCCAUCUGGGAUGUCACGAUGGAUUGGGGCCUGGGAGUGGAAGAAAUCUUCUUGGGCCGCUUGAAUGGGCACGGUGAUGGUGGGGUUCUGUCUCCAAGAGGCAGGCAUGACACCUAUCUUGGCGACUCGCCGCAGUCUUGGCAAGGGUCUGCUGUAGAGCUCAACCUAAUGAGGCAAACUCAGAACAGCCAGCCUUCGCGACAUUUUCCGCGAAGGGUUUACUACAUUGCUAUCCUGAUGGACAUCCUCUUGCGGCUGACAUGGGUGCUGACCCUGAUGCCCAUCACGAUUCUAACUACCGACAUUGUUGCUCGCGAAAUACUGCAUUGCUUCAUGACGGUGGCAGAAAUUUUUCGUCGGAUGUUCUGGGCCAUCCUUCGCAUCGAAUACGAGCAAGUGGCCAAUGCCAGUGGCUACCGCGCUCUUCUGUGGGUGCCAAUGAAGGUCGGGCAGCGCGCCGGCGAGACGGAGGUACGCACAGCAAGGAGCUGGAGGACUGGCAUAGCACAGCGUCUGCUCAACUAG
Molecule: messenger RNA, 8217 nt
Organism: Symbiodinium sp. CCMP2592
Lineage: Eukaryota; Dinophyceae; Suessiales; Symbiodiniaceae
Source: the annotation of a GenBank genome assembly